Syngnathoides biaculeatus (alligator pipefish) is the source of this 2731-nucleotide messenger RNA. Its product is annotated as potassium voltage-gated channel subfamily S member 2-like. The record is from RefSeq and is a predicted model, not a curated record. The transcript has 2 exons. Gene Ontology annotation, biological process: regulation of delayed rectifier potassium channel activity; potassium ion transmembrane transport; protein homooligomerization. Lineage: Eukaryota; Metazoa; Chordata; Actinopteri; Syngnathiformes; Syngnathidae. The coding region runs from base 258 to 1697 and encodes 479 amino acids. Gene Ontology annotation, cellular component: voltage-gated potassium channel complex; membrane. Gene Ontology annotation, molecular function: voltage-gated potassium channel activity; protein binding.
GCUCUGAUGCCGCAAACACAGCGGACUAUACUCUUGUAUAUUUGAGAACGAAUCUCAAUUAUUUUUGUAUAGCUAGGUCUUUAAAUUUGGCAUGACCCAUUUGGAGGAGUUCAUCCCUAUCAACAUGACCAAAACACAUCUGCGGUUUUCUGGGAGACACUUGUCAGUUUGUGCAUUUUAGAGGAGGCACUUGGCCACAAAUUGCCAGGAUGACAUCAAUGGGAUAAUCUGCAGGGAUUUGUUGACCCACUUGCACCAUGACGGGUCAGGUUCUGAGGGAACCUGGUGCCAGGGCUCCCACAGAGGACAAUGUCGCCAUCCGCAUCAACGUGGGCGGCUUCAAGAAGCAUCUCCACACAGAUACUCUGUCUCGGUUCCCGGAGACACGACUGGCGCGUCUUCUCCACUGCCAGUCUAAGGAGUCCAUACUGGAGCUGUGCGACGACUAUGAUGACGCAGAGAAAGAGUUUUAUUUUGACAGGAAUCCCAUGCUUUUCCCCUAUGUCUUGAAUUUCUAUAACACGGGCCGGCUGCACGUCAUGGCCGAACUGUGCAUUUUCUCCUUCAGCCAGGAGAUUGAGUACUGGGGCAUUAAUGAGUUCUUUCUCGACUCCUGCUGCAGUGGCACCUACCACUGUAGGAAAAUGGACCAGGACCGGGUAGAGUGGGAAGACAGGAGUGAUGAAGGAAGCACCACUUCGUCAUUUGAAGAGCUGUUGGAGUUUUACAAUGAUGCCUCUAAAUUCGACAAACAACUGCUGGGGAGCACCCGCAGGCGCGUUUGGUUGAUGCUGGACAAUCCAGGCUACUCUGUGGCCAGCCGCUUUAUCAGCAUCUUCUCCAUCUUGGUGGUGCUAGGUUCUAUUGUCGCUAUGUGCAUGAACAGCAUGAGCGAGUUCAGCUUCGUUGAUGCUGAAGGGCGGCCCACGGAGGAUCCCCGCUUUGAGAUCGUGGAGCACUUGGGCAUUGCUUGGUUCACGCUGGAGUUGGUGGCCAGAUUUGCCGUGGCCCCCGAACUCGUACACUUCUUUGAGCACCCGCUGAACCUGAUUGACUUGGUGUCCAUACUUCCCUUCUACCUGACACUUGUCAUCAACCUGGUGGUGGAGAGUACCCCGGCACUGGCCAAUCUGGGCCGCGUUGCUCAGGUUUUGAGGCUCAUGAGGAUUUUCCGCAUCCUUAAACUGGCGCGCCACUCGACCGGGCUGCGCUCCCUAGGAGCCACCUUGAGAAACAGCUACAAGGAGGUGGGCCUGCUGCUUCUAUAUCUCGCAGUUGGAGUGUCUUUCUUUUCCGUUGUGGCAUACACAGUUGAGAAAGAAGACAGCGAGGACCUGUCCACAAUUCCGGCAUGUUGGUGGUGGGCCACAGUCAGCAUGACCACUGUAGGCUAUGGUGAUGUGGUGCCAUUGUCUAUAGCAGGCAAGCUUACAGCCUCGGCCUGCAUUCUGGCGGGGAUCUUAGUAGUAGUGCUUCCAAUCACCCUUAUUUUCAAUAAAUUUUCCCUGUUCUACAAGAGACAAAAACAACUGGAGAUCGCAAUGCGAAGCUGCGAUUUUGAUGAGGGCAUCAAAGAAGUGCCCUCAGUCAACCUGAGGAACUAUUAUGCACACAAAGUCAAGUCUCUCAUGGCCAGCUUGUCAAACAUGAGCCAGAGUUCACCCAGUGAGCCCAGUCUUAAUGAGUCAAUACACUGAGGGGCUGCAUGAGGAGGUGGGGCAGAGACUGAAGCAUCUGGUGUCAAAGCCCGAUGAACUUCCAUCAUUCUGGAUAUAGGCUUGUGGGAAAUUAGAAACACUAUCCAGGGGAAGUUGGAUAAGUUUUGCAAUUGGUUGGAAUGGAUUAGAAACGUGAGGUGCAGCAAUUGAAAAAUAAUUAUUUUCAUGCAAUUGUAAUAUUGAAAAUUGUGCUUUAGAACUUUGCUUUAUCAGUACUUUAUUGGAAAAUGCUUUGUUCCUGUAGCCCAAAUGUUGAAUAUUUCAUAUAGAAAGAAGGCAGCACAGUGACCUAGUGGUUAGCACAUCUGCCCUAGAGUUCUGAUCUUCUGGGUCAGAAUUUUGCCUCUCCCACCAAGUUCCUAAAACAUGUAGGGCAGGUUAAUUGAAGAAUGAAAAUUGUCCAUAGACGUCAAUGUGAGUAUCAAUGGUUGUUUCCGUGUACAUUAUGUGCCUUGUGAUUGGCUGGCAACCACUCCCCGGUCUAUCCCCACUUCUAUCCCAAAGCCAGCUGGGAUAGCCUCCAGCUCACCCGUGACCUUAAUGAGGACAAGUGGUAUAAAAAAUGAAUACAUUUUAUAUGAUCAUGAUGAUGAACAUUUUGUUUUUGAUCUAUUAUUAUUCAUCAAUCCUUUAUACCAAAUUGCUUUGUUGCAGCAGCCACACACAUCAGUAGGGAUAAAAGUACAAGUGAAAAAUAAAGAAUGCUUCAGUGUUUUGUGUAAAAUUAUUUAAAUGAUGUGAAAAUGUGUGGAAUUAUGCAACAUCAGAUCAGGGUGCAAGUGUGCAAUGAUCAACAAAAAUGUAGGGACAUGUAUAACAUAGGUCCAUAUUGUGACCUUCCAACAAUAAUGGCCUAAAAUACUGUAAGUCACGUUUCCUUUUAGUUAUUUUUGGUUGUUUUGCUCAGAAAAUGAAGGAAGUUGAACCAAACACUAAAUACAUUCUAUUUUUUAACAAUUUCUUUUGGGGGGUAGAAUUGCAUUAUCUGUUGAGCUAAGGAUGAAACAAGUGGC